UUUAUACUUAAAUAGAACAUUGAUUGUUAUUUGUCGGUACUCGGUAGUCGGUACUCUGUUUUUAUUAAUGGCCUCGUCCUUUGCGUGUUAUUUAUUCCGUCAAACGUGAUCAACGUUUUGGCGUCCAUUACACGGAUGUCUCAGAACAGCCCUCAAGUGCGGGUUUGGUGAUUAUAACAACAGUUGUCUGUGUUUGAUUCGGGAUUACGAUGACUGCCGAUCACUUUUGUUUGAAAUGGAACAACUAUCCUUUGAACAUGGUCACCGAGUUGGACAGUCUUCGUACCAGUGAAGACCUAGUAGAUGUAACCUUAUCAUGUGAUGGACAGUUGUUCAAAGCUCAUAAAGUUGUGUUGUCUAUGUGCAGUACUUACUUUCGAAAUGUGUUCAAGGAUAAUCCUUGUAGACAUCCAGUUGUAAUAUUGAAAGAUAUAAACCAAGACGAUGUCCAGGCAUUGCUCAAUUUUGUGUACCAAGGCACUGUUUACAUAUCAGAGAAAAAAUUAGCAUCAUUUUUACGGACUGCAGAAUUACUACAGAUAAGAGGUUUAGCUGGUGCAGCUUCUACAAUAAAUACAGAUCUAGAGUCAACCCGGACAAGUUUGGAGAAAAAUGCUGUACCUCCACUACAGCAACUUUCUACUAAUAACAAUCAAGAUGAAAAACAUGAUACAUCAACCUCAACAGAAAAAUCUGAUUCCCCUAAAUCUCCCAGUGAAAAAGUUUCUGCAAAACGAAAGAAGUGUCUUCCAGUAAAAUUGAAAAAACAAUUUGACAAUGGCACAGAGUUUAUGGAUGAAACAACUGGUAGUGAAACUGACAUAUUGAGUCGGUUAAAAGUCGAUGAUAUUGAUGAUGGAAAUGUAGAUACUGACUGUUAUAUUGAUGAAGAAGGCUCAAAAGAUGAAUUUUGUGAUGAUCCAUAUGCCCAAGGACCUGAUGUUGAUGAAUAUGAAGAUGUAGAUAUAGUUAAAGAUGAAUUUGUUUCACAUUCUACCACAAUUUUUGACAAGUCRUUAAUUGCUUCUCGAAUGUUGAAUGAUCCUAAAGAUAUCCACACAAGUACAGCUAGUGGUAUUGAGUUUGCUAUAUCUUCAGCACAAACAAACCAAUGUCCAUCGGAACAAUCAUUAACAACUGCAGACCGUCUAGGCCGCCGACCAUGUCCCUUGUGUCAAAAAGUGAUCUCCAACAAGUCUAACUUAUUAAAACAUAUGCGCAUUAGGCAUAGUGAUGAAUACAAUCCAGCUGGUUGCAGUGUGUGUGGUAAAGUAUUUAAGAAUAAAUAUAGUUUACGUGCACACAUUAAUAUCUACCAUAAGGAACACUCGACUACUACUAAUACGACUAAUCAAGGUGCAUAUCAAGUGUACAACAAUAACGCUAUUGGUCAACAGCAGCCACAGCCGCCACAACAACAACAACAACAACAACAACAACAUCAACAUCAACAAUCUGUUUCAGUGCAGCCUAUCAACAAUUCUACUGGUUCUUAUCUAACUAGUUCAUCGCCGGUUACUUGUUUCAACCAGUCUUCAAAUGCUAGUACAGCCAGUGGCUACAUUAUACAGCAGCCUCCUACAUCGCCGUUCCUAAAUAAAAUCUCACUGGAUCUCCCGUCUCCAUAUCAGUUAACAAAUCAGGCUACAUCUGGGCCACCUUUAUCACCACUUUAACCAUUAUUUCCACCAGCAUCAGCCGGUGAAAUUUUUGAUGUUGUCGGAUGCUCUUCACGCAUGACUCAUUUGGAGGUUUAAAUUUUAACCUCAUUUUCGAGAUCGGUUACUGACAAAUUAAUGUGUCAUUAUUAUUAUUAUUAAAUAAAUAUAUAUUUAAUUAUAUUUUUUUCUAAAGGGGGGAAGGGCUUGGUUUUGAUGUUUGGUUAAUUUUUACUGGUUUUAAUUCAUUAUUUUAAAAUGUAUAUUGGUAUACCUGAAGUAUAAUAUUUUUAUUAAUACAUUAAAUGAUAUG
This is a messenger RNA of Diuraphis noxia (Russian wheat aphid), 1971 nucleotides long. RefSeq lists its product as uncharacterized. The record is from RefSeq and is a predicted model, not a curated record. Gene Ontology annotation, cellular component: nucleus. Gene Ontology annotation, molecular function: protein binding. Lineage: Eukaryota; Metazoa; Arthropoda; Insecta; Hemiptera; Aphididae. Gene Ontology annotation, biological process: regulation of transcription by RNA polymerase II.